UUUGCGCACUUGACUGAGACAACAGCGUCAGAGCCUUUAUACACCAAGGGCGACCUGGUGAACUACGGAAACUCCCAGAAUGCACUGCUCAGAAAACAUGGCCGCUUUCAUAGCAGUGGUGUAACGUUAGUUAUGUCCCUUUGCUUACCCAGUUUAGUGGCCGGUGAUUUUACUGUCGACACGUUCCUGUAAGUUAAUUACACUCGGUCGAAUGCAGAUUGAACACAAUGCCCAAAUACUACGAAGAGAAGGAGGAGGACGGUCGCGCUUGUGCUGGAAUCAAAGAAGAUUUCAAAGCCUGUCUGCUGCAGCAUGACUGCGUCGUGAAGGAAGGCAAGAAGCCCAGCGAGUGUCUGAAGGAGGGUCACUGCAAACACUUGCAAGUUUCUUUCUUUGAAUGCAAAAGAUCAAUGCUGGACACAAGAUCUCGAUUCAGAGGCAAAAAAGGCUACUAAUUGGAUCCUGUUAUGUAUAAUUUUAUUUGGUGCCAGAAGGAGCUGGAGAUGGAUUUGAACUAUGAGGCUGUUCUCCUAAGUUGUAAAUAACAAACUUGCUCAACAUGCUUGUGUCAUGGACUGCUAAUAUUUUUUAUGCUUUUGCCAACAUUAAAUAUGCUGUGGUAAAUAUG
This is a messenger RNA of Colossoma macropomum (tambaqui), 628 nucleotides long. RefSeq names its product cytochrome c oxidase assembly factor 5. The record is from RefSeq and is a predicted model, not a curated record. Gene Ontology annotation, biological process: mitochondrial respiratory chain complex IV assembly. Gene Ontology annotation, cellular component: mitochondrion. The coding region runs from base 228 to 455 and encodes 75 amino acids. The transcript has 3 exons. NCBI's taxonomy places the organism in Eukaryota, Metazoa, Chordata, Actinopteri, Characiformes, Serrasalmidae.